CACAGUCGUCGCGGUUGGUCGCAAUUUUUGUUGAUGAUAAGCGGACUUUCGAUUCGGGCGCGUUUUGUAUUUGUUUUGUCGCGAAAUGAAAUGAACUGAGAACUCAAAUAGUAGCAAUAUCUCUGGGCAAAGACAAACAACGUGAUAAACCGUGAAAUGCGUCAACUGGUGGAGAAACUGUUUUAGUCAAGGCCAUGGAGCAUUGACUUGGACCUCUGAGAAUCCCAAUCCCCGAUCCCCGCCAUGUUGGAGCCAACGCUGACGCCUGAUCUGGAGGAGGGCAUCGCCGGGCUGAGCCUAGACGAUGUGGAUGUGGACUCGGUGCCGGAUCGCAAGCCGCACUUCCUCGACUACGAUGCAGUUCCGCCGCCGGACUACGAGGAUGGCUUUAGGGCCAGUUCCGGGGAGCAGCUGAAAAUGGACAAGAAGUACGAGCGCGAUGGCGAAGUCAGCGAUUACGAGUUGGCCGCCAGUGGCUACACAAAGAAGGAGUUCACCCAGGACGACAACACGCUGCACUUCACCCAGAGCGGAGCUGGUCUGGGAUCUGGAGCCGUGGGCAAGAAGCCGACGGCCAAGCACUUCCUGGACGAGAAUCCCAUUCCGCCGGACUAUAUGUUGGCCCAGGAGUUGAGGGAGAUGAGAGAGCAUCGCAGCCUGGACAGGAACUUUGAGCGGCAAUCGGCUCAGCAGCAGCAGCUGGAAGAACUUCCGCCGAGGAAUGGAAGCGGAUCGCCGGCCAGCGCAGGUCGUCCCUCCCGAAGCAAAGAGCCAUCCUACACGCUCUCCCGAUUUCUGGAUGGGGAUUCGCCAGCUCCAGCUCCCAGGUUGCCCAAGGGAGCGGCAUGGACGACCAGCUUUGAUGAGCGGUACACCUCUUCGGCAGUGGAAGCUACGUUGGGCUCGAAAGUGGAGUGUGUCUACUCUCUGCUUUCCAUGCUGGGCUCAAAUGAUCCUCUCGAGAUGGCCAAAAAGUUUUUGGAACUUUCGGGUAAUGCCCAAAGCUGCGCCACCCUGCGACGCUCUGGCUGCAUGCCGCUCCUGGUCCAGAUGAUGCACGCCCCGGACAAUGACCAGGAGGUGAGGAAGUGCGCCGGGCAGGCACUGCACAACGUGGUGCACAGUCAUCCGGAUGAGAAAUCGGGCAGGCGGGAAGCCAAGGUGCUGCGCCUGCUUGACCAGAUCGUCGACUACUGCUCCUUCUUGAAGACGCUGCUCCAGAGUGGCGGCGAGGCCAUUGCCGAUGACUCUGAUCGCCAUCCGCUGGCCGCUAUCUCGUCGUUGAUGAAGGUCAGCUUUGAUGAGGAGCACCGGCACGCAAUGUGUGAAUUGGGGGCGCUGCACGCGAUCCCCAACUUGGUCCAUCUAGAUCAUGCUGUCCACGGACCGAAGCCGGAGGAUCAGUGCUGCAAUUCUCUGCGGAGAUAUGCAUUGAUGGCCCUGACAAAUCUGACCUUCGGGGAUGAGAACAACAAGGCGUUGUUGUGCGGACAGAAGCAGUUUAUGGAGGCCCUGGUGGCCCAAUUGGACUCAGCGCCGGACGAUCUGCUUCAGGUGACGGCCAGCGUGCUGCGCAAUCUCUCCUGGCGGGCGGACAGCAACAUGAAGGCUGUGCUCAAUGAGAUUGGAACGGUGACGGCUCUGGCCUUGGCGGCCAUGCGGAAUAGGAGUGAAAACACCCUGAAGGCCAUACUGUCGGCCCUGUGGAAUCUCUCGGCGCACUGCAGCACCAACAAAGCGGAAUUCUGCGCUGUAGACGGAGCGCUGGCAUUCCUCGUGGGGAUGCUCAGCUACGAGGGUCCCAGCAAAACCCUGAAGAUCAUCGAGAAUGCAGGUGGCAUCCUGCGGAACGUAUCCAGUCACAUUGCGGUAUGUGAACCGUAUCGGCAGAUUCUGCGCCAGCACAACUGCCUGGCCAUUCUGCUGCAGCAGUUGAAAUCCGAAAGCCUGACGGUGGUCAGUAACUCCUGUGGAACUCUGUGGAACCUGUCAGCUCGUUCUCCCGAGGAUCAGAAGUUCCUGUGGGACAAUGGAGCUGUUCCCAUGUUGCGUUCUUUAAUCCACUCCAAACACGCCAUGAUCUCAGAGGGCAGCUCUUCAGCUCUGAAGAAUCUAUUGAACUUCCGACCGGCUGUCCAAAAUCAUCACCAGCUAGAUCCCAUUGCCCGAUCCAUGGGUCUGAAGGCAUUGCCCACCUUGGAGGCGCGCAAAGCUAAGGCACUGCAGCAGGAACUGGGUGAGCGGCACACGGCGGAGACGUGCGACAACCUGGACACGGGUGGAAAACCAACCAAGGAACGGGCUUCCAGUUCAUCCAGACGUCAUCCGGCUGUGCCGCGCUUAACCCGCUCGGCAAUGCUAACGAAGAGUGAGAGCAGGGAUUCCGUUUAUUCGGCCAAAUCGGACUGCGCCUAUGAUCAUCUAAUCCGCUCCGCCUCAGCUUCGGAUGCCCACCGCAAGGUGAAGCCCAAAAUCACGGAUUUCGAUCUGGAAAUGGAACAGGAUACGGAGGCAACCGAGGAGCAGCCCAUUGACUACUCUGUAAAAUACAGUGAGAGCGCCACCAAGACCUCGACAUAUCAGGAAACGGACCUCGAUCAACCCACGGACUUUAGCCUUCGCUAUGCGGAGAACCAAAUUGAAUCCGAUCUGGACAUAUCAGGAUCGGCAGGAGCGCAAAAGAGUACCAUAACACCUCCUGCUGACACGGCUCCCGUGAAAUCCGAGGGCCAAGAGAUCCUGCUGAUUCUAGAUGACAGUGUUAAGUGCUAUCAGACAGAAGAUACCCCGUAUGUUAUAUCCAAUGCAGCUUCCGUCACGGAUCUAAGGGUAACUGCUAAAGUGGAAGCGGAUGUGAAACCGGAAGCUAGGGACGUCGCUUCCAAAGAGGGAGCUCCCAAAAAGUUGCCCAAGCUGUCGCAGUGCGGAUCGGGUUCAUAUACUCCAGAGAAACCCAUCAAUUAUUGCGAGGAGGGAACUCCUGGCUACUUUAGUCGCUACGAUUCCUUAAGCAGCUUGGAUGAGUCCGGCAAAGCUAACCAGGCCACGGUGGGAGGUGAAGCAGAAAUAAAACCAAAAUCAGAGAAACAAGAGGAGCAGGAAUCCCAGCCAGCAGAGCAGGUCCUCGUCAAACCUCCAACCCAGGCCAAUUCAGCUUUGGAAACCCCUCUAAUGUUUUCGAGACGCAGUUCCAUGGAUUCUCUAGUCCACGAUCCGGAUGUGGACGUUGUCAACUGCGAUGAUAAGAGCUCUGUGGUGAGUGACUUUAGUCGCCUGGCCAGUGGGGUGAUAUCCCCAUCGGAGAUUCCGGAUUCCCCAACACAGAGUAUGCCGCAAUCUCCAAGACGGAAUAGUGUGGCUGGUUCGGGACCGAAUGUGGACUCUCUACCAGCUGUAAUCCCCGCCAGCCUGCAGCCACUCCGGAGCGUCUUCGAGGAUGACCUCAGCAGCUUCAACGUGGAACAUACACCGGCUCAAUUCUCGACGGCCACCAGUUUGAGUAACCUCAGCAUAGUAGAUGAUGAAAAGGCCCCAGCGAGUGUGGCCGAGGAGGACAACGAAGAUGAGCUCCUCUUGGCCAACUGCAUUAACAUGGGCAUGCAACGUAAGCCCGCUGAGGUUGUGAAAUCAACAGCUGUGAACCCCGAAGUAGACGUGGCAGAGGAGACCAUUCGUAGCUACUGCACCGAGGAUACGCCGGCAUUGCUUUCCAAGGUGGCCAGUAACACCAAUCUUUCGGCCAUCUCCAUGAGUUCCAAUGAUCCAAAGGAGGUAACAACAUCUGGUCAGGCACAAAUUUACGCUCAUCAGCUAUCCGACGAUGUAUCCUCGAAUGCCUCGGACUGCGGUGGGGCAGCGGGUAACCUCCUGGAGCAGUGCAUCCGCGAUGGCAUGAAGAAACCCCUAAAUGAAGCAGCUGCCGAUCCCAUAGCCAUGCUUCGACGUGGAGGAAACCAAUUGCCCGGCUACCUGCCCUCCGCUGAUGAGAUGAACAAGUUCUUGGUGGAGGACAGUCCCUGCAACUUCUCCGUAGUAUCUGGCCUUUCAAAUCUAACCGUGGGUUCUAGUCUCGUUGGGCCCGCUGUAGAGCUCAAGGAAACCGUAUCAUCCAGUGUGAAUCCCAAACCUGGCUCGGAUGCAAAGCCCGCUAGACAGGAGCAAGUCCGAAGACCGCCGCAUUGGCAAGAUGAUUCGCUGAGUUCUCUAUCCAUCGACUCGGAGGAUGACACCAAUUUACUGAGUCAGGCUAUUGCCGCUGGUUGCAAUAGACCGAAAUCGAAUCUUGGCUUCAGCUCGAACGGCAAGCGCUCCAGUUCGCUAAGCUCCUCGCAGCCAAUAGCCAUCAAUGCGGCCACCUCGGCUAGCUCCCUGAAUUCGGCAAUGACAGUCCGCAAAAGCCAGCAACAGCAGGAAUCCUACAGCUCGGUGGAUUCCAGCGACUCCAAUGACAACCAGUCGAAGUCGCUCUUCGAGCUGUGCAUCCUCAAGGGCAUGUACAAGUCCAAGGAGCCCGGAGCUCGGGCUCAGCAAUUGCAGGAGCAGCCCAUUGUGGGAGCAGCCUCCGCCCAGUCGAAUCCCAAUCUUAAGCAAUUUGACUCGUUGCCAGUGCAGCUGCCUUCUGGUGGACAACCCAAGCGACAGCGUCAUCACCACCAUCACCAUCAUCACAGGGAGCGGGAGAGAGAGCGCAAGGACGAGAAGCUGCUGCAGGAGUGCAUCAAUACGGGCAUCUCGAAGAAGAUCAACGCCGUGCCAAAAAACGUCCUGGCUACGUCUGCGGCUGCAUUGGAACCGUGUCACCCAAUGGCAGCUACUACAUCAGCAAGUGCCCACAGCACAGCAGCUCCAGACGUAGAGCAGAAAGCGCACGCUACCAGCAAUCCGCACCAGCCGCCGUCCCCGAGCAGUCCCAUCCUCCCGAAUCCUACCGACGCCAUCGCCACCGUCACCGACACAGCAAGAAGUCCAGUAGCUCCAGAUCAAGGGAGCGGGAGCGCGAGUCAGAACGGUCUCGAGACCGCUAUUGGGUCUAAGGACUUGGACUCGGAAGAUCGCUCCAGCGAUGAAUCGAAUCAGUCCUUCAUCAUGGAGACCAUGGUCAGGUUGGAUAGUGCUCCCAACGAAACAUGCAUUUCUGGGGCAAGCGAGAAGCACAAGGAUCCAGACCUGAUGCUGAAGUCCGUCGAGAGAUUGACCAUGGAGUUCGUCACUUCGGCAGAACAAUUGCGCAGCAGUAGCAACAAUCACAGCAGCAGCAACAGCCACAAGAACAACAGCAGCAACAACACCUGGAACGAGCACACCUGUCCCAAUGACGUGAGCUUCCCCAGUGUGAGUCAAACGGCUCCGGUUUUGGCUUCCCUGAGCCUGGAUGAAGAUGUCAAAGAUCCGAAAUCCUUGCAUCAGGUUCUUGAGAUUACACCCACGAGUGAACAGCAGCCAGCAUCGCUGGAAGGUGAAACGGAUACCCUGGUUAAUGGAGAAGCUGACAGCUACUCGGGAUCAUCGGGUGGACUGAACUUUCAGUUGGGUGGGCAGGUUCAGAAUGCGGGCGUCCGAUUGGAGCCACAAAGGCUGCUCUUCAACGGAACCAGUGCCUCCAUGAUGACCAACUCAACAAUGAUUGCUUUUGAGGCACGAGCUCUGGCCGAAAAUCUUCUCCAGCCCGCUGCUACCGAUGAGGAUAGCACCGAGAUGACCUUCAGUAUGAACAGUUUGGAUCUGGAUAAUGUACGUCCACCAUCGGGAAUGGAAUCACUCAACAGCUGCUACCAGGAGCACUCCCAGCCGAGCUCGCUGCGCCAGCAGUUGCCCAGCAAGAGUCCCAGAUUUGCGCGCAAAAUGUUUCCCGCCAAUUUGGUAGCUAGACGCGCCUUGGGUCACCUGGCGGGCAGUGCGGAGAGCGUGAACUCUAGCUGCAAUCUGCUGGACAACAUCAAACCGCCCUCGCUGAUGGACGAGCUGCUGGACUCCAUGAUCAGUGUCGACAGCAUUCAGUCGGAGGUGGCUGAUGGCGAACAGGAUUGCAGCAUGGCCACCACUAUUUCGGUGUCCAACUAUGAGACGGCUGCUUGCGAUGAUCAAACGCUGACCGUCCUCCAAAGUUGCUUUGACGAGGAUGAGGAUGCCACGAUGAAUGACUACAGCUCGGCGGAAUCUACACCCAAACAGGGAUCCACUCCAUCGCCCAAUCGGCGUUCGCUCACCCCGAAACAGAAGCGGCGUCUCACCAAGGAUCGCUACAAAACGUACACCAUAGCAACCAGCUGCGAGAUGGAGGCCCUGGAGGCCAAUGAAACACUGCAGAUUGAGAUUGUGGAGACGCCCGUUCCUGUGGCCACUCCAUCGCCGCGUGCCAAUGGCCGGAGAAGGGGCAGUGCAGAACGGUACAAGACCCAGUUGAUUGAGUGUCCUAGGGCUUUAAUUCAACCCCAAUCCGACGAUUGCCCCAGCGAACAGCUGUCCUCCAUUCGAUCAAUGAUGCAGCAGUUUACCUACAUCACGGACAUCAACAUUGGACACGGUCAAGAGACGUGCGAGGUGGCUAACCCUCCAGAAGAUGCAGAGGAAUCCCCAGAGUGCGAUCAAAACUCGGAGACGGAGUCAUGCGAUGGCCAGGAGCCAGUGCAGCUACCUCCUCCUCCGCCAAUGGUGGAACUGAAGUCCCCUGUUGCCAAACCAACAACUCUGGAACCUGCAACGGCUGUAAAAUUGGUUCGUGGUCGGAAGAAACCAGCCUAUGUGUCACCCUACAGUAUGCAGAGUCAACGGAAUGGGAACAGUACCGCCUCGGCUAAAAAGAAAACCCUUUCUCCCACGAUUGCCAAACGCAGUGUAAUGCCCGGAGGAGCGGGAGCAAGGCUACCAGCCAAGAAGAAGCCAACGCCGCCGCCGGAACCCGCUCCCGCUCGAUUGGAACGCCAGGGAACCUUUGUCAAGGACGAACCCACGAACUCAAAUGUUCAAGUGCCCGUGGUGGAGGCAAAGCCAGCUCAACAAACCAGUCCAGGUCAUCGCGCCUCAAAGCUGCCGACAAAGAAAACUACAACAGGCGGUGAUUCACCAUCGAAAGCUGGCUCUCCCAAGAGGAUUGGCGUGGCUCCAGCACGCCGGGUGACGCCCCAGAGGGCCAAUACUAGUCUGCGAUUAGCAGGGGCCAAGUCCCCUGCUGCCUCGCGAGUGGCUUCCGCCCGGGUGUCAUGCACCACGCCUCCAUCCCGCAGCAAUUCCAAUCUGAAUGGUAGCAGUGCAGCCGCAGCAGCAGCGGCAAAAAUCAAUCAGGCCCAGAGUCGGAUUGCCAACAUUUGGAAGAGAGUGGACGAGGCCAAGACCAAGCAAUCGUCAGCCAACCUGAAGACGCAGAAAACAAAAUCUUCCAAUACGCUCAAUGGAAAUGCAGCCAAGCCGACGCUCCUGCGCAGCUCGACUUUUGACAAUAGCCCCAAUCCCGCAGCAACAGCGGCAGGAGGAGCAGUAGCAGUCAAGUCAAAGUUGCCAGUGGUGGGAGCCCGGAAAUAAAGGGAACUUUAGUCAGGAGAGCAACGUUUUCGCUUACCUUACAUAAUCAGAAAUUAGACAGGUUUAAGAGAUUCCGGAAGUGGAGCCUGGACUGACAGGACUGUAUUUGUCACGCAUUUUUUAGCAACGGAACACGCACAGGUCCACAUCCACAAGCAGAGCUAAAGUCAGAGUUAAAAUCAAAGAGUUUUUAGGAUAGGAGGCAAUAUACAUACUUAUACUAUGUAAUCAAUAUACUACUCUCCUUUUACUUUA
Drosophila subpulchrella is the source of this 7773-nucleotide messenger RNA. Its product is annotated as adenomatous polyposis coli protein. The record is from RefSeq and is a predicted model, not a curated record. Gene Ontology annotation, molecular function: beta-catenin binding; microtubule binding; gamma-catenin binding. Lineage: Eukaryota; Metazoa; Arthropoda; Insecta; Diptera; Drosophilidae. The transcript is spliced from 4 exons. The coding region runs from base 244 to 7518 and encodes 2424 amino acids. Gene Ontology annotation, cellular component: beta-catenin destruction complex; cytoplasmic microtubule; catenin complex. Gene Ontology annotation, biological process: Wnt signaling pathway; nervous system development; negative regulation of microtubule depolymerization.